Messenger RNA from Dipodomys ordii (Ord's kangaroo rat), 345 nucleotides. RefSeq names its product small integral membrane protein 6 (gene Erln). NCBI's taxonomy places the organism in Eukaryota, Metazoa, Chordata, Mammalia, Rodentia, Heteromyidae. Bases 166 to 345 code for a protein of 59 amino acids. The transcript has 2 exons. The record is from RefSeq and is a predicted model, not a curated record.
GGCAAUGUCAAAGGCUUUGCCUCUCAACAGUCACUUCUGUGAGUAGACUACAGUUCUGGUCACCUGGCAGGCUCUUCAGCUUAGGCUCAUUGACGUGUAGGACCUGGAGGAUAACCUUGAUUUGCUCUCAAGGCACGGAACCAUUAGCAGCAAAAACAGGUUAAGAUGCGCCAAAUAAUAUUCUACAAGGACUUGUGGAAGGAAGAAUUCUGGGAGAACCCCUGGGAAGUAGGGGGCCUUGUAGUCAUCGGCUUGUUUGUUGGCACAUUCCUGUUCUUCAUCUUGUUUGCUGUUCUGUUUGGUUUUUUCUCUCCGUCGGAGAGGAAAGCAUAUGAAGAGGAGUGA